This is a messenger RNA of Drosophila arizonae, 1506 nucleotides long. RefSeq lists its product as uncharacterized. Lineage: Eukaryota; Metazoa; Arthropoda; Insecta; Diptera; Drosophilidae. The record is from RefSeq and is a predicted model, not a curated record.
GUUUGGAGUGUGAGUGGAAUCUGUAAGCAAACAUUACAUGUCGGUAAAGAAACUAAUGGUGUGUCGUCAUGUCUGCAUAUGGCUCAUAUGUCUGGGCCUUUGCCCCGGGUUAUGCAAGCCGGACGGCAGUGAAACUAUGCAAAAAUACGCAAAUGAAUCGCUGACGGACGGCUCCAGUUGGUCACAAUUUCUCGAAGAUUAUGUGCUAAGCCAGAGCAGCAGCCAACGUAUGUCGAAGGAUCUGGCUUAUAUGGGCGGCGAUAUGAGCGGACCCAUUAAUUAUCAUUCCUCGGCAUAUAAGCGACCGGGCAACAACAUUUAUAUUACUCGCCGCAUUGGUGAGGCGGUGGAGCUAGAGCCGCAUCUUCGGGCGCCGGUAGAAAGCCAAGGCCCGAUUGUCAAUCCACAGUUUCGGCCCAUGACAAACCAAAUGUUGCACCAGCAGCAGCAACAACAACUACAGCAGCAGCAGCUACAACAGCGCCAGCAACCCGGUUUCUUGCAACAGCUCUUUGGUUUCGGUAACUCUGAGCCAUCGCCGCCUCAGGCGCACCUGCGGCCGGUGCCGCUGCAGCAGCCAUCGCCGCCCCAUUCGCAACAGCAACAGCAUUUGGCGGCACAUGGCAAUCCGCCCAACACAUUCCGAGCCGUCUCUGAAAACGAUUUGUAUUUGCUGGGCGCCAUCGAGAAGCUGGUCUAUCGUGUUGAUUAUUUGGAAAGUCGCGUAAGGCGAACAGAACAAUUGGUCUAUUAUCUAAUGGCUGGCAAUAAUCAAAAGGAAGUCCGUGAUCCUUGUCCAACGAAUUUUACGCGGAUCAGCGAUAAUUGCUAUUAUAUUAAUAGCCAUCAGCAGGUGAACUGGAAGACGGCAAACACCGCUUGCAAGGGACUCUCAGCGCACCUGGCUGAAUUUGAGAAGGUGUCAGAGAACGAGGAGAUCAUGGCCUAUUUACUUAAUCAGCCAACACAUCGAGGCCGUGACUAUUGGCUAGGUGGUCUCAAUCCGGGUCUUUUGUGGAUUUGGUCCAAUUCCGCCAAGCCCGUCAAUCCGAAUACCAACCUCACCUCAAUUGCAAUGUCACAGAAGGCGGAAAAUUCAACAGCCUCUAAUCUGGUUGACAGCAGCAGCGAGGAGACCAAAGGUGACAGCGAUAUACUCAACAAUACAGUCCAAAUAGAGGGCAAGGGACGCUGCUUGCGCCUCAGCUACAACGCGGGCAAACACAGCUAUGCAUACUAUGGACAAGAGUGCACAUCCAGGCAUUACUAUAUCUGCGAGUACGAAGACAAGACGCUGGACAAUAAAAUACAGAAGAUAGCGCGGGAUCUGAAGCUCUUCGACUAAAUCUAAAUUGAAUCAAUAACUUGCAAUCGCAAUACUGUCUGAGAAUAAUGUUGAAUAACCACUCUUUGAGUUGUUCUCAAUUUCAAUGAUGUAUUACUAUUUAAAGCCUUAGUCCGAAUAGAGACUCUGAACAGGCUUGCGUAGCUAUAGUUUAACAUAAG